CUCACACGCGCGCGCGAUGUCACGGACUAUUAAAAGAAGGAAGAAAUGUUUGUGAGUAGUUUGGUGGUUACCGUGCGAAGGUGUUGUUUGGGUUGACUUUUUUAAACCAGUCGAGCAACUGGCGACAGGAACUCUAUAAUCCAAUGUGGUGUCAGCUGGAAGGACCCGGGGUCCGGAUCUCACCUAAACGCUGAUACGUCUUGGGAGUGAUGCACUGGCUUCCCCUGGUUGCCAUGGUGAUUGCCUCGGCCCUGCCCUUCCCUCACAACCCCGUGUCCAGGAUUGCUGCCACGACAACAGAGCCUGGCUUCGACGACCGCAGAGAGCACCGUCAUGACCCGGCCGCUCGCCUCGCAGCUCCCCCCCUGGACUACAACUUUCAUGGAAAUGCCUCAGAAACGGACUUCAAGAUGGCUGCUGCUCUUAGCCAACACACCAACGGACAAAACCUCCAGAGCCCGAAGGAUUAUGUGAAAUCCUCCGUACAUGAAGAGACUUUCACCUUCAAAGUGGGGAAUCAAGGAACCUCCCAAUCAAAUAGCAACUCAGGCAGCGAUGAUAAAAGCAGUGUCAGUUUGGAUGUUCCCACAGAAAGAGGAACACUCAGGACCGAGGAUAUUUCCGAGGAUAAUUCUCUACCAAAGGACUACAAAGCUGACAGAAUCAGCAGGCAAGAUUCCUCAAGUUUUGUGAACUUUUCCCAGAAGGACAAUCUUCAGGACUCCACAGAUAGACCGUUGCAGGUCUCUGCAACGGAAAACCAUAAUGCUGUCAGGCCUGCUGCAAAUAUUAAGGGUCAAAGAGGACCAGAACCGACUGUUCCUUCGGCGCAGCUGAGAGAUACAUCACCAAUCAGGACGGGGACCCAGCAGACACUGGGUGCUGGAAGAGGUCUGGCUGAUGAGAGCCUGACCCUGGAAGCAGGGCUGAGUCUGGGGACCGGGCCGGACAGCAUCCUACAAGGAGAAGAGAUGUUUCUGGACGCACAUCCACGAGUCCUGUUCUCACCCUCCCUGUCUCCUCCGGAACACCCCCCUCUCCUGCUCAUGAUGGAGACCGGCAUGCUGGAGGAGGACUGGGAUGGAGAUGAGCAGGAGGACAUCGACGGACACAUCGAGGGUCAUGGGGACCGUGCGAUCGAGAGGAGCGCGACUCUGAGUUGGGCAGAUUCCUCCAGAAUUACCGGUGAGGUUGCCCACCCCGUUAAAAGAGAUAAACGCUCGCACUUGAUUGACCGAUGGAGAGGGGAAAAGUCAGUGUGCGAGUCAGAAAAUGUUUGGGUCACCAACAAGACGACUGCCAUCGACUCUCGUGGUAAUAACGUCACCAUCUUGCAGGAAAUUCAAACCCAGACGGGACCACUCAAACAGUUCUUCUAUGAGACUCGCUGUCGCCAGCCCGAGCAGCAGAGCAAUGCUAGCAGUUCAAAGGCUGCCGGUGCAGCAGCGAAAUCCCCGGGGAUGGGCGUAGCCGGGGCCAGCUGCCUGGGCGUGGAUAAAAAACAGUGGUUGAGCGAGUGCAAAGCCAAGCACUCGUUCGUACGAGCGCUCACCAAAGAUCAGAACAACAGAACCGGCUGGAGGUGGAUCCGCAUCGACUCGUCCUGCGUCUGUGUGCUGCUGUCCAGAGCCAAUCAGGCUGCGGGGAGGGCGGUCUUGAGGAGGAAUGGGAGAGGCUGA
Molecule: messenger RNA, 1679 nt
Organism: Xiphias gladius (swordfish)
Lineage: Eukaryota; Metazoa; Chordata; Actinopteri; Istiophoriformes; Xiphiidae
Exons: 2
Coding region: 210-1679 (489 amino acids)
Biological process (GO): regulation of neuron differentiation; nerve growth factor signaling pathway; negative regulation of neuron apoptotic process
Molecular function (GO): growth factor activity; nerve growth factor receptor binding
Source: RefSeq, a predicted model, not a curated record